AUGGACAGGACCUUGUGUAACUCGCCCACUGCCGCCCCUAAGGAGGAUCUCUGUCGGCCGAAACAGAACUACGCUCAAGCUGCGGGAGGCGGAAACAAUCCCUGCGAGAUGCAACGCCAACAGAGGCCUCAAUAUAUGCCCCAACAGCAGCAACAGAUGGGCUGUUACAAUUCCAGGCAAUAUGCAUCCUCCCCCUAUGGUGGUGGUGGCGGUGGUCCCUGCGGUCCAGAUUAUGGAAGACAGCAAGCUUCUGCUGGUGCUGGAGGCUACUGCUAUGGUGGACAGACGAACCCAGGCAACUUCUGUUCACCACGACCGCAACAGUCACCAGGAAACUUUUAUGGUGGAAACAUGUACGGCAACCCGUGUCAACCACCUCCGCAACAGGUUGGAGGCGCAUGCGCCCCGCCCUGUCCUCCACCUCCAAGCACCGCAGUUACCUGUCCUCCUGAUUACUGUGAGCCGAGGGACCCAACAAACACUGGUCCUAUGGCUCUUGUCAAUUUAACUCAAAACACAGCUGGUCUGGGAUUCCAAUCGUGUCAAAAGGGACCGAAGGGCGGUGUAGACAACAGCCCUUGUUGGGGAAUGGGCUCUGGAGGUCAAGGGAUGAAACAGAAACCCGUAGCGGAACUCGAUUUAUCUGGUAACGUGGAUGAAAAGGCAAGACAGAAGGCUGAAUUGAGAAUCAAGAUGCUGAUUCGCGAUGUUCUCGGUCCGGAGAUCCAAAGGAAGGAGAAGGAGAUUGAGGAUAACGAAAAGGCUAAUGAACAACUUUUUGCAAACUACCGCGCAGCGAAUGCUUUCAAAGACGGCUGUCUGAACUCCUCGGUGUUUCAGCGCAAACCCAUUAGAAACUACGAGGUUUGCGAAGAGGAGAUGAUUAAGCGACUAAAGGGCAUAAAUUCGUGUGGAAAGGAGGCUGCACCCUGUCCGAACUUUAAGGAGAAGAAGCAAACCCUACUGGAUUCAAUCUCUGAGAGUUAUCAAUACCUUGAUUCGUACAAGAGAGCUCUGGAGAGGAGUAAUGCUGCCUUAGCGCCUGGUUGUCAACAACAAAAUGCAUCCUUCCUCCAGACUACUCAAAAUUGGAUCGACAAUGGUUUAUUUUCGCAUGAAGAAUUAGUCUGCCUUGUUGCGAAGGCCCAAGCGGCAAUGAAUCGCUGUAAACAAUAG
Molecule: messenger RNA, 1176 nt
Organism: Echinococcus granulosus
Lineage: Eukaryota; Metazoa; Platyhelminthes; Cestoda; Cyclophyllidea; Taeniidae
Exons: 1
Coding region: 1-1176 (391 amino acids)
Source: RefSeq, a predicted model, not a curated record